UGGAAACAAAAAGAGAUAGAUAGAUAGGUGAGAUCUCUAGAUAGAGAUAGAGAGAGAGAGAGAGAGAGAGAGAGAGAGAGAAGUGGCCAUGGAAAAACCAGUUCACAUUUCCAUGCUGAUUUUUUUUCCAUUUUGCCAUCAACCAAGAACUGUAAAUUACCCCAUUAAUACCCUCUCUAUAUAGGGAUUUUUGGAGUGGGGAAGAGAGGAGGAGGGACUGACUAGUCAUUAACUUUUCAAGUGUCAAACUAACACUCUAGCCGUUUGGUUCUUUCAUAUUGGAAAAAGGAAUUUGGUACGUGAUGGGUUGGAGAUACAAGACAGGGUUGUUUCUCAUACUCACGGUUGUCAUCACUUGGGUAACCUGUGCAGAAGUCACUCAGGGAAUUUUCAAAGACUAUGAGCAUCCAUUCGCCUUGGCAUAUCUGGGAACAUCUCUUUUGGUUCUUUUUCUCCCAAUAGCCUUCAUUAAAGAUGGGUUAUUUCAUCUCUUCAGAAGUAAAUCCCACAGCGGUGACAAAAUUGCGCAAAUUACCAAUAUGCCCUUGGGUAGACUCGAGUCUCCCGUUAAGGUUGAUGGGGUUCCAGAAUUGGAUUGUAAGGGGUCUAGAAAAGAGGAUGGAUCAGAGCUUAAAUCUCAGGAGGAGGGAAUUGCAAUAGACAUAGAUGAUGUUGAUAAGUUGGAAAGAGACAAAUCUGCACUUAACAAUAAGGAAAUGGCUAGAUUAGGCUUUCUCAUUGCUCCUGUCUGGUUCAUAACAGAGUAUUUAACAAAUGCUGCUCUCGCCCGAACGAGUGUUUCUAGUACAAUGGUAUUAAAUUCAACUUCAGGACUUUUUACUCUCUUCAUUGGUGCAUUUUUGGGACAAGACUCCAUAAAUGUGGUGAAAGUAGUCUCUGUUGUUGUCAGCUUGGCUGGUGUUGCCAUGACAGCACUUGGGAAGACUUGGUCCACGGAUCAAGCUCAUUUAAGAAAAUCCACGAAUGGGAAGCACUCGCUGGUGGGAGACCUCUGUGCUCUUCUCUCAGCCAUGACUUACGCACUGUUUUGUGUGCUUCUUAAAAAGUUUACGGGAGAUGAAGGAGAAAGAGUAGACAUGCAAAAGCUAUAUGGAUACAUUGGAUUGUUCACGCUUGUUGCCCUUUGGUGGCUCAUAUGGCCUCUGACAUCGAUCGGGAUUGAACCAAAAUUUGUAAUUCCUCACUCUGCAAAAAUGGAAGGUGUUCUUUUUGCCAACUGCUUUGUCAGUAAUUUCCUGUGUGACUAUUUAUGGGCACUCGGUGUUGUGUGGACGACUCCACUAGUGUCGGCAUUAGGCGUUUCACUCACCAUACCACUUGCCAUGGGGGCAGACAUGGUGGUGCAUGGGCAGCACUACUCUGCAGUUUAUAUAAUUGGCUCAAUUCUGGUGUUUGUGGGCUUUGUAAUGGCAGGAUUCUCAAAUUGGUUCUCCCAGAAGAUUAAACUGUAUUUCUUAAAUUGACCCUAAAUUAUUAUUAUUUUUUUUUGGUAUCUUCGAUUUUUCCAACAAAAAGAGCAGUAAACGAGGAAUACUACGAAUGUCGCCAUGCACUAUUGAAGGGAAAAUAAACGGACAAUUCACAGCUGAUUUUUAAAUUUUUCUUCAUUUUUCGGUU
This is a messenger RNA of Rhododendron vialii, 1638 nucleotides long. Its product is annotated as thiamine-repressible mitochondrial transport protein THI74-like. The record is from RefSeq and is a predicted model, not a curated record. Gene Ontology annotation, cellular component: membrane. Lineage: Eukaryota; Viridiplantae; Streptophyta; Magnoliopsida; Ericales; Ericaceae. Gene Ontology annotation, biological process: regulation of peptide transport. The coding region runs from base 303 to 1484 and encodes 393 amino acids. The transcript is spliced from 8 exons.